This is a messenger RNA of Eublepharis macularius, 4818 nucleotides long. RefSeq names its product protein-lysine methyltransferase METTL21E-like. Lineage: Eukaryota; Metazoa; Chordata; Lepidosauria; Squamata; Eublepharidae. The record is from RefSeq and is a predicted model, not a curated record. Gene Ontology annotation, cellular component: cytoplasm; cytosol. The coding region runs from base 189 to 959 and encodes 256 amino acids. Gene Ontology annotation, biological process: peptidyl-lysine methylation. Gene Ontology annotation, molecular function: protein-lysine N-methyltransferase activity. The transcript has 6 exons.
CAUGAACUAAGUACUGGGAGAGAGAGCCUGCGGAUUUAUAGUCUCCAUUUCUGAAAAUCUGGAAGAAAAAAAAGAGACUAGGGGAGACCAGUUGGAGAUGACCAGUCACCACCUGGAGGUUGGCAACCCUAAAUAAACAUCUGUGGCUAACAGGACAUAUAUCCUGCCUCUCUGGUACAUCGUAUGAAAUGGAUUCAAAACUGUCACAACCCAAGCAUUUUGAAUCAGAUGAAUUAUCUCAAAUGCCAGAACAGAGAAAAGGAAAAAACGGAGAUGAGCAGAUAGUCGCAGAAAUCAUGAGAAGGCGUUUUUCUCCUUCACUGAUAACCACCCAAGCUUGGGAAGGAUUCCACUUUGUUGGACAGGAGAUAAAGAUUACGGAAGCCACUGACAGUUAUGGAGCUGUGGUCUGGCCGUCGGCUCUUGUUCUGUGCCACUUUUUGGAAAUGAAUGUGAACUCGUAUAACAUGGUUGACAAAAAUGUCAUUGAAAUUGGAGCAGGGACAGGCCUGGUCUCGAUAGUGGCUAGUUUCCUUGGUGCCCACGUGACUGCCACUGACCUGCCUGAAGUGCUAGGAAAUCUUCAGUACAACAUUUGUAGAAACACAAAGAUGCGAUGCAAACAUCAGCCUCAGGUGAAAGAACUAUUUUGGGGGGUUGACUUGGAAAAGAAGUUCCCCAGGUCGUUGUGCCACUUUCACUACAUCUUGGCUGCUGACGUCGUCUACCACCACCCUUACCUGGAUGAGCUCCUCCUUACCUUUGACCACUUGUGUAAAGAAGAUACUGUCAUCAUCUGGGCCAUGAGAUUUAGGCUGGAGAAAGAAAACCAGUUUGUGGACCGAUUCCAGAAGCUGUUUGACCUAGAAGCGAUUUCUGAUUUUCCCAGUUUAAAUAUAACCCUGUUUAAGGCAAAGAGGAGACAUAGAGGGAAAUGGUCUCCAGUUACUGCAUCCUGAUUGUUAAUUAACUGGUUGUUAAUCUAACCUGAUAGUUAGCUAGGCUUAAGGCCAAAUAAGAUGCAAUGCAAGGGGGAUCCAUUACCAGAUCUCCAUAUGGUGUCUUACGUUAAAAGCAACAAUAGGGAAAGAAAUUGGAUAGGGAUCAUAGCAGAGGUAUUUUGUUUUGUUUGAAACCUUUUCCCCAGUGUCAUUUUUCCAUUUCGGAAUACCUUUCUCUCCACGAUACUUGCCCUGUGGGGGAGAACAUUCAGAUGCCAUUUAGGGGUGUGUGUACGUGAUUUGCAAGAGUAAAAUUACAUGGGGGGAAACGGUUAAAUUCCCCUCUCUGUCUGAUUUGGGUUCCCAUCAACUGCUUUCUAAACAACAGAAACAAACAUGUAGGGAUAUCCAAAUAAUUUUGUACCUACAAGUGUGUGUGUGUUUUGGCAUGAUAGAAUGCUUAAUUUGUUUAUCUCUCACUUGUAGUCUUAAGGUAGUCUAGUCUCUGUGUGUGUGGUGCCCUCAAGUCCUAGCUGACUUAUGGCGACCCCUGGUGGGGUUUUUAUGGCAAGAGACUAACAGAGGUAGUUUGCCAUUGGCUGCCUCUGCAACCCUGGUCUUCGUUGGAGGUCUCUCAUCCAAUUACUAACCAAGGCCAACCCUGGUUAGCGUCUGAGAUCUGAUGAGAUCAGGCUCACCUGGGCUAUCUAGUCUACACCAGAUCUUUUCAGUGAGCCUGCUGCUGCUAAUAUGUGUCAGCUCUCAGGUUCCUGCUUGCCUGUAUACAGGGGUCAUUUCGUAGAAAAAGAGCUGGAGGAACUCAUUAGCAUAACUCAUUAGCAUAUGCCAUGCCCCUUGACAUCGCCGGAAGUGGGUCAUUAGCAUAACUGAUUUGCAUAUGCCACACCCCUGACGUCACCUAUCCUGUCUGUUUUGGACCCAAUCCUGGCCAUUCAGGGCUGAAAUUGGGCCCAAAUCAGCAAAAAGGGGCUGAAAAUGGCUGAAAAGGGACCCAAAAUGGUCAGGAUCAGGCCGCUGCUGAGCGGGAGAGGCCCAAUCCGGGCCAUUUCGGCCCCAAUCCAGGCCGAAACGGGCCCAAAAUGGCUGAGAGUCAGGUGGGCGGGGCCACCUGUCAUGUGACCUCUUUGGGGAACUGCCGGAACUGCAUUCCUGUGCGUUCCCCCUCGAAAUGAGCCCUGCCUGUAUAUAUGCAGAUGUUAGACUAUAGAUCUGAGGACAUCAUCAGCUCUUCUUUCUCCCAACCAAUAUGGAGUGAAACUGCACAUGAUGUCAUCACACAGACGGAGCAUCCUUGGUUGCAUCCACACAGAAGAUUUGCUCCACCCUGGGGUUUUUCAGAGCAUCCACAUGAUGGUACCCUCUUUAUUCUGUUAUCUUCCGUUUCCCCAUGUUUGCCCUGUGGAAACAGAAAAAUUUUGGUGAGUUCUGGCUUAUACACUGUCUCAUAAAACUUAUGAUUAAUGCGCUGAAUAGGGGUUUUUAGGAAAGAGUGAUGGUGGAAUGUGGCAGGAUAUUUCUCUUACGUUGGGCAUUUCUGAUGUUGCAAACACAGUAAGUAGCAAAAGGAGAAGCUGAAUUAGUUUGGCCCCUGCAUAGGGAUCAGUUAAGCGUUUAGGAACUGUGAUGCAGUGUUUAAUUCUAUUUUUAAAAGUAUCAUUGGAAGGGAAAAGCAUGUAGACAGAACCAGACAUAUUUGGCUCUGCCUACUUUUGGCUCUGGCUACCAUCAGUCCCAAUGGGUACCAGUCGCGACUCUCUACUAUGAAUUUUUUAGAAGGCAAAAAUCUCUCCAGUGGUUUGGGUGGAGGGGUUUGGCAGGCACAAGAGAAUAGGGAGCAGAGAAUAGAGGAAUCCCUAUGUUGAUGCUCUGUUGUCCAUUCCAAUGGCAAUGAGCCUACAACAGAGAAUUGGCAAUAACCCACGGUGAAGUGUUCUGGGAAACUAAGAGCAUUACAACAUUAUGUCUCAUUGUUGUAGCAGGGUACACGUUGCUGUCUGAGAGAGCAGGGGAAAUCAAAGGUCUGCUGUUUCCAGCACCUGUUGCGGCAUAGUACGUUAGAACAGUAUAAUCUUCUGCAGGAAACAGCUAUUAUUUUCAAGUGAAUUGCAUGAUGUGAAAAUGAACAAUGCGUAUCUGCUGGCAGCUAUUUCCAUUUUACUUUCUAUGACUCAUCCAUUGUACUUUUGCAACUGCUCUCAUUGUCUCCCCCUGCCCAAAUGGAUUGGGGGCAGAAGACAGUUUGGGAUAUUUCAGCAUUUGCCAUUGUUGGUUUAGGGUGGGAUGGGGGGUGGGGUUAGAAGUGCAGUUGGACUUAGAAUUACAACCCUCCAUCACUCUUUUCUCCUGCAAUCAUUCCUGUGACAAUUGUGGCUAGUUUACAGCUGGCUUCCUUUGGCAAUUUCAUAUUAAAUGAGGUAUCUGGCCUGAACUUUUCUCAGUUCCUUUACCUUUGCUCCUUUCAAAAUGCACCUUACUGGGUUCCCUCCCAAGCACAUAUCGGUUUUUUUUAACAUUUGUGCAAGAAAUAUUUGGUCGUACUGCCACCUAGUGGAAAUAUGGGUUCAAAACAAGGUCCCCCCCCCCCCCCCCGUUAUAAACAGACAAGCAACUGAACAUUUGUCAAAAUACAUCAAGGCAGAAAAGGGUCUUCUAAAACCAAAUCUGUGACAUUUUAAAAAACUUUACAUUAGAUAUGUAUCAAUAUGCAAUUUACCUUCUUUUAUUCCAACAAAUCUUUUAUCUUGCCUGAUUUUCACAGCCAAUACUUCUAAUGCAAUAAUAAAUAUUAGUGGAGAUAUUGGACAUCCCUGUUGGGUUCCUUUAGGUAUUUCUAUUUUCUCUGUCAAAGAACCAUUUACAAAAAAGGCAAAGAAGAAUAUAAAAUGAAAACUUAUGCAGAUGAUGUUGUAAUAUCAGUAACAAAACCAAAUGUUUCCCUGAAAUAUGUAAUGAAGCAAAUAAUAAGAUUUGGACAAUAUUCUGGAUAUAAAUUGAAUAAAAAGAAGACAAAAAUAACUUGACUACUAGAGAGGAACAAGAGGAGAUAGAAAAAGUAACAGAUUCUGUUAUUGCCAGAAACUCAGUUAAAUAUUUGGGAAUAAAUGUAAUGGGACAAAUUGAUAACCUAUAUAAAGAUAAUUAUCAAAAAGUUUGGACAAGCAUUAUCGAAGAUUUGCAAAAACGGGAAAAAUUGAAAAUCUCAUGGUUCGGGAGGAACUCUGCUGUUAAAAUGAAAAUAUUACCAAAAUUGAAUUUCUUGUUUCAAAUGCUCCCAAUUUAUAUAGAUGAAAAGAUUCUUUUAAAAUGGCAGAAAAAGAUAAAUGAUUUUGUAUGGAGCGGAAUAAAACUUCGAAUAAGAGUUAAAAUAUUACAAGAUGAAAAAAGCCAAGGUGGUGCCAAAUGUUAAGCAGCCGCAAUGGUCUGGUCUGGACAUCAGAUUGGAUUAUACAUCUAAACAGAAGACAUAUAAAAUUGGUGACAAUUGAUACCAAGGAAGGAAUUCAUAAUUAUUUAUGGAUUAAGAAAUCAUUAAAAAUCAUUCUAAGACAAGAUGCCCCCAUAUUGUGAGAGAUGAAUUACUAAAAAUAUGGUUUCAAUGUAGAAACAGAUUAAGCCCGCCAAUUUCACCAUUGACAUUACAAGAAAUAAAGGAGACUAUAAAUUAUGAAUAUACGAUGGACAAACAUGGAAAAAUAAAAAUAUGGGAAGACAUUUAACCCCAAGGAAAAAACAUCCCAUAUUUGAUGUAUUAUCAAGGUGUGAUUAAACUUAAAGAACAACUAUCCAAAGAAGAUGCAGAGGAGUUAGCCAUGUUAGUCUGUAGUAGCAAAAUCAAAAAGAGUCCAGUAGCACCUUU